AUGUUAUUGAUCUGGAAUGUACUGGUACCUAUUGUAUGUUUGUGGACAGCUGGUGUAAUUUUCAUGUGGUCAUAUAAUAGUAACAAUUUGGUAAAUAACUAUUCACUGUUUGACUUGGUUUGUAAGAAUACCUACUUUAGACAAUGUACACAGUCAAGACGUUCAUGGCUUAAAUGCAUCGAAAGUAUGAACAGGAAGAAGAGACAACGCAGUCUAAACAAAAAAGUACUAUCAUCAAACUGGCCACCAUCUUCAAUAAUAGGUUUAUUUGAUGAUGAGUUGCCAUUAAUUAAUCUUGCCUUACAUGUCCAGUUUUCUGAAGAUGCUGAGAAUCCUUUUGAUAGCAAGUACUAUCGAAAAUAUCUACGCCUUACUGAAGGAAUUGAGAACAGAAAAAUAAAAUCCGCGGAUCUAUGGUCAUCCAAAUACAACUUAUUUCCUCAAACCUUAAACUUCGAAAAAGUGAUAGACAAUGUUGAAAAAGGUAUUCCUUCAACCACGUUACCGAUAAACAAUCCAGAUAUAUUCGCAUUGCGAAUUCCGGAAAGUAUUUGCAAUCCAUGCCUCAGACAACAUGUUCCUGACCUAGUUGUUGUAAUCAAAUCUUGUAGCUACUGUUCAGCUGAACGUGAUCACGCACGGAAAACAUUUAUGCAGAAACAUCUAUGGCCGAAUAUCACUGUGGAAUUCGUCUUUGUUGUGGGUGUACCUUAUCCAAAUGAAUCGAACAUAUUCACAUUUGACAGGCAUAAAUUCAAACUGAAGGAUUCUUGGUGGAGGUUAUCGAGAAAGUAUGACAGAGACAAGUGGACAUUUAUUAAACGACUUGCAAUGGAAGCAGAUUUUUACGAGGAUAUGUUGAUUGGCUCUUUUCACGACACUUACUUAAAUUUGACCACAAAACUUAUAUUUACAUUCCGAUGGUUAUCAGCAUUUUGUCCCAGUACGGUACCGUUAUUCCUGUUCUUAGAUAGCGAUUAUGAUUUGGUUCCUUGGAAUGUGAUAAAGUUGUACAGAAAUCAUACACUAGGUAAUUUGAGAGACCUGACUGGUGGGCUUCGACAUAGAUUUCCAAUGGUUGUCAGACCACGCUAUGAUGGGAAUAUAAGUAGCAAUUGGGCAGUAACAUUGAAGGAGUUCCCAUGGGCAAUAUAUCCUCCAUACUUUUAUGGAGCUACCUAUAUUUUGGGUUCGAAUAUAGUCAAGCGCCUUGCUGUUGCCAGUGCAUUUACUCAGCAUAUUCGUAUUGACGACGCUUACUUGGGUAUACUCUUUAACAAACUGAACAUUAUUCCACGAAACCUCGAUGUUAUCUCUCUUAAAAGUGGAGAACUCAAUAUCAAAUCUGGUGCAAUAAACCUACCGCGCUCUGUCAGUAAACGUAUAAUCGAUUGGAAGGUCGGUAGGCUUAAGUCCAAUCAUUGAAAUUAAAGUCAUUUAAUAUUUUCAGUGAUUAUAAUUAAGGGUUUUGUUGUGCUUUCUUAUUUGAUUCGAUUAAAAUACUUAAUAUGAACAUCAAGCUUAUUGCGUGUACAUCUCCAGAAGAAAAGUAUUUCAAUCGAACUAGUUAACUAUUUCUCGUUG
Molecule: messenger RNA, 1584 nt
Organism: Schistosoma turkestanicum
Lineage: Eukaryota; Metazoa; Platyhelminthes; Trematoda; Strigeidida; Schistosomatidae
Source: the annotation of a GenBank genome assembly